Molecule: messenger RNA, 741 nt
Organism: Rhinocladiella mackenziei CBS 650.93
Lineage: Eukaryota; Fungi; Ascomycota; Eurotiomycetes; Chaetothyriales; Herpotrichiellaceae
Exons: 2
Coding region: 1-741 (246 amino acids)
Molecular function (GO): oxidoreductase activity
Source: RefSeq, a predicted model, not a curated record
AUGAACGUUCCUAGCUUACUAUUCGCCAACAAGACCAUCGCUAUCUCCGGUGCUGCAUCCGGGUUAGGACUGGCAGCCGCAUCUCUGCUGGCCAAUCGAGGUCUUAAGAAGUUGUCCCUCGCAGACCUCGACGCAGAAGGGCUCAGCAAGGCUGCCGCCACCAUCACUAGAGCACACCCCGAGUGCAAUGUGUUGACCACUGUCAUUGACGUCCGCAGACUGGGAGACACGCGCAAUUGGAUGCAGCGGACCAUGCAGCGCUUUCAAGCUCUGGACGGGGCCUUGAAUUCGGCCGGUGUCUUGAGAUAUAGCACUCUAGCUGAAACUACUUCGGACGAAUGGAACUUCGUUCUCGGCGUGAAUCUGACCGGGACCUUCAAUUGCAUGAAAGCCGAGUUAGAGGUAUUGAGCGAUGCUGGCAGCAUUGUGAACGUAGCCAGCCUCGCAGGCCUCCAAGGCCAUCCGAUGACCUCAGCGUACACAGCAAGCAAACACGGCGUGGUAGGCAUUACCAAGGCCGUCUCCCAAGAAGUCGGGGAUAGGAAGAUCCGGAUCAAUGCUCUAUGCCCCGGUAUCGUAGACACGCCAAUGACGGCCAGAUUUCCUGACAUUCCUCAGAAUUUGGCAAUCAAGAGGAAGGCCACGGCCGAGGAAAUUAGCUAUCUGAUCAGUUAUCUCUUAAGUGAUGAAAGCAUGUUUGUGACAGGCGCAACUAUGAGCAUUGAUGGCGGCUUUCACUGA